Oxyura jamaicensis (ruddy duck) is the source of this 2142-nucleotide messenger RNA. It is a transcript of the gene EDA2R, whose product is annotated as ectodysplasin A2 receptor. The record is from RefSeq and is a predicted model, not a curated record. The coding region runs from base 219 to 1742 and encodes 507 amino acids. NCBI's taxonomy places the organism in Eukaryota, Metazoa, Chordata, Aves, Anseriformes, Anatidae. Gene Ontology annotation, molecular function: tumor necrosis factor receptor activity; protein binding. Gene Ontology annotation, biological process: positive regulation of JNK cascade; positive regulation of canonical NF-kappaB signal transduction; tumor necrosis factor-mediated signaling pathway. The transcript has 9 exons. Gene Ontology annotation, cellular component: plasma membrane.
UCUAAGCUUGUCCGGGGCAGACUUCAUCUCAAAUGAAUCCUGAUGGUUCAGAGACUGGGGAGCCUGGCCAAACGUCUGCUUCCUAAAGGCAGUCUGCAUGGGAGUGGUAGGGGAUUAGACAAAGUCCAGAGAAAGCCCGCAGAGACUCGAGCGUGUGCUGCGGGACGCUUGUGUCCGCGCCUGCUGGUGGAGCAGGUUCCGGCACCUCCCCAGCCUCGAUGGACUGCAAAGAGAGCGAGGACCCAUAUGAGCACAGGAAAUGCACCCCAUGUAGAAACUGCAUGCCUGGGCAGGAGCUUUCCAAGGAAUGUGGUGAUGGUACAGGGGGGGAUGCACAGUGCGUUCCUUGCCCACCCAGGAAGUUUAAGGAUAGCUGGGGCCAUCACAGCUGCAAGCCCUGCCUGUCUUGCGCUCUCAUCAACCGCAUCCAGAAGUCCAACUGCACAGCGACGACCAACGCGGUCUGUGGGGAGUGCCUGCCGGGGUUUUACCGCAAGGCACGGAUCAGCGGGCAGCUGGGCUGGGAGUGUAUCCCGUGCACCAAGCAGACGCCCUCCUCUGAGCCCCAGUGUCGAUCCAGAACAAACCUGGUGAAAGUAGCAGUCCCCACGGUACCUCCACAGGACACAGCCCUUCUCGCACUGACCAGCAGUGCCCUAGUCAUCAUUGUGCUGGUGCUUCUGGCCCUCUCCAUCAUCUACUGCAAGCGGUUCUGGAAGAGCCAGUGCCAGCGAGUCUUCCUGAGGACUCAGAAUUUCUCAGGCCAGCGAGCGAUGUUCCCCACGUCGGCUGCACCUGGCAGGUUUCUGUGUGAAGAGCAGAUGUCUGGUCCCUGCUGCCUGGGCGUGAAGAACCUGAGCCCCUGCUACAGGCAGGCGGAAGGGCCGGUGGAAGCGGUUCAGUUCAUUUCAGAGGGAGAAGCCAUCAGCCUCCAGCUGCCGCCCACGCAGCCGGAGCUGGAGCUGCCGUCGGCUGUGGCGGUCAGCCCUGCCUCCAAAGGCCAGCUGGUGAGGAGCGUCCUGGAGAGCCAGCCCCUGGUCAGGAGCUCGGGCUGCAGCGACCGCCUGGCCACUGCCGUGGCCCCCUCCGACCUCAGGCCAGGCCAGCGGGGAGUGGUGGAGGCGCUGGCCCCUCUCUCCUCCUGUGCCUCCGAGAUGCAGCACAAGUGGCCCCAUGCCCCAGUGGAGUGCACUGAGCUCGACCUGCAGAAGUUCUCCUCCCAGGUGGAGUUUGUGGGCAGCGAGAGGUCGGAGGAGGUGGGGAGCCAGGCAGUGCGAGGAGUCUCCAGGGAGGGGGGCAGCGCGGUGCUGGAGGCUGGGAGCAGCCUUGUGGUGGAUCCAGCGAGGGGCCUGUCCCCCACCGUCCAGAAGCCCACUGCUGAGAGCGGCGAGCGGCCGGUGAAUGAUUCCCAGAGCCUCGUGACUCAGAUCAGUAACACGAUGAAGGGUCUCCCUGUUGCAGAGCUGCCCCAUUCCUUGGUGCAGUCACUUGCCUUUUUGUUAGACCCGUCCUUGAACGGUGUGAAGAACUUCAGCCACGUGGCACUGGAGCUGGGGGUUGCACCCCAGUUGCUGGGACGGAUAUCUGGAUUUGAGCAGCUCGUCGCUCACCUCACAUACUCAGGAGACUCGGUCACAAUCCCUCAUCUGGCCCAGGCUCUGCAGCAACUGCAGCGGUUUGACGCCUUGCUCCUGCUGUGUGACCACUUUGCUCUCAGCCAGAUUCAGGGCCACCAGUGCUAGGAUGAGAUGGAAGGGACGGAGGAAACUUCAAGCAUUGUGUGUACUGGUACGGGAGAGGAUCUGGUAGCCCUGUGGUCACACAAUUUCUCUAAGAUUCAUGUGGGGAGUAUGUGGAGAUGGUCUUUGCAUUGUGGAAUAGAAGCACAUGAGGAGGAGUCUCCCUCCUUGGAGAAGAGUGGAGGAGCUGGGGAGGUGACAGUACUGUGUAUCCUCACAGCUGUCACUCCUGCCCCUUUGGGGCAGGUUGUGCUCAGCACCUCUGAGUUCAUCUUUCUUCAUCUUUACUUACACCCAUGUCCAGCAGCAGAGUGGUGUCGCAAUCGCUGUGCUGCCUGUCUGUGUAAUAAGCCCUGUCCUUUGCGAGUUGCUGGCGUUGGGAUGAAUUCUGUGAGGUCCCUGG